Messenger RNA from Candida albicans SC5314, 384 nucleotides. Its product is annotated as mRNA splicing protein. Gene Ontology annotation, molecular function: RNA binding. Bases 1 to 384 code for a protein of 127 amino acids. Lineage: Eukaryota; Fungi; Ascomycota; Pichiomycetes; Serinales; Debaryomycetaceae. Gene Ontology annotation, cellular component: U1 snRNP; catalytic step 2 spliceosome. The transcript has 2 exons. The record is from RefSeq and is a predicted model, not a curated record. Gene Ontology annotation, biological process: spliceosomal snRNP assembly; mRNA splicing, via spliceosome.
AUGUCAAAUUUUCAACCAAUUAAUCCAACACCAUUUUUAAAAUCAUUAAUAGGUAAAACUAUUAUUGUUCGAUUAAAAUGGAAUAAAACUCAAUAUAAAGGUACAUUAGUAUCGAUUGAUAAUUAUAUGAAUCUACAAUUAGAUCAAACUUAUGAAAUAAUACUGGAAAGUACAGACACAGAUGCCACUAAAGAGGAAUUAAUUGGAGAAAUUUUCAUUAGAUGUAAUAAUGUAUUAUUUAUUCGUGAAUAUAAGGAACAACAACAGCCGGUAGAUUCGAAGCCUAUAGAAAAUGGUGAUAAAAAUGGAAAGAUAGACAAAGAAAGUGUGGAAGAAGAGGAGAAAGCUACGAAUAAUGAAGAUAUUGAGAUUGAUAAAGAAUAA